Messenger RNA from Miniopterus natalensis, 4143 nucleotides. It is a transcript of the gene CEP112, whose product is annotated as centrosomal protein 112. Lineage: Eukaryota; Metazoa; Chordata; Mammalia; Chiroptera; Miniopteridae. The record is from RefSeq and is a predicted model, not a curated record.
AAUAUGGUUUUGAGAGUUCUUUAUAUGUUCUUGAUAUAAGUCCUUUAUGAGAUAUAUAAUUCACAAAUCUUUUCUUUGAGUCUGUGGCUUCUCUUUUCAGCCCUUUAACAGAGUCCUUUGCAGAGCAAAAGUUUUUUAUUUUGGUGAAAUCCAAACUAUCAAUUUUUUCUUAUAUGGGUAGUGCUUUUCGUGUUGUAUCUAAGAAAACUUUGUCUUUUCCAGAAUCAUGGAAAUUGGUCCCUAAUAUUCUAAGAUUUUUAUAGUUUUAUAUUUUAUACUUUGGUCUUGAUUUAUUUUGAGUUACUUUUUGUAUACACUAUGAGGGGUAGGUUGAGGUUUGUGUGAUUUUUUUUUUUUUUUGCAUAUAGAUGUUUUGUUAUUACAACAUAAUUUGUUGUAAGAACUACAGUUUCUCCAUGAGUUGCACCUUUGUUGAAAAUCAGUCGUCCAUAUUUGUAUUGGUCAAUUUCUGGACCCCAGUCUAUUCCAUUGGUCUGUGCGUCUUAUCCUUUCACCGAUACCACAUUGUCUUGAUUACUACACAUUUUAAAAUUGGGUAAUAUGAAUCUUCCAACUUGGUUUUCCUUUUUCGGAAUUGAUUUUGCAAUUCUAGUUUCUUUAACUUUCUAAAAUAUAAAUUUUACAAUCAGCUUGUUACAUAUACAAAGAAUACUGUUGGGAUUUUGAUCAAAAUUGCAUGAAAUCUAUAGAUCAUUUUGGGGAGAAGUGAUAUUUAUAAUGCUAAUGAGUUUUCUUUGCUCUUUUUCAUCAGAUUUGUAGUUUUCAGCAUACAGAUUCUUAAUAUUUUAAUUUUAAAUCUUUUACAGACUGAAUUAUGGAAAUGGAAAGUGAUGAAGAACAGUGGGAGAAGCUGGAUGCGGAAUUUGACCACUUUGUGGUAGAUAUGAAGCCCUUUGUUUUAAAAUUACCCCACAGGCCAGAGCGGCAGAGGUGCGCACUCUGGAUUAGGAAGCUGUGUGAGCCUUCAGGAACAGGUUCAGGAACAAUGGGCAGAAAGAAUCGGAAUCUGUAUGCAAAACUGUUACUGCACAUGCUUAAGCGAGGGGUGAUCGAAGGCCCAUUUAUACACCGACCCGAGCCAGGGACACUAAAGACUUUACCCUCAUACAUGUCCAUCUAUUUUGAUGAACCAAAUCCAGCACGAGCAAAAGGUUCAAGCCCAGAAGGAUUACCGGACUGGGUAGUGGGUGAGCUGGGGACGAGUGAGCACAAGUUAAACGAAUCAUGGAAGCUUUCUUCUGGAGACAGUUACUCUUUGGUGCAGUUGCCAGCUGACGUCCGCAGGGAACAGUCCACUGCGAAGCUCCAAACGAGAUCACAUCCUGUGAGUCCAUCCGACAGAGACGAUGGACAAAAUAUCACCUCGAAGAGUUGUGAAGUUCAUUUGAAAAAACCUGCCAUUUCUUUGGAUGACAGCGACAUCGAAGCUCGCCUUAAUAGUUGGAAUCUUGGGAUAGAAAAUCCUCGGUACCUGAGACAGAAGCCUAUUCCAGUUUCUCUGAUGACUCCCAAGUUCAGCCUGAGAAAAUCCAGCAGUCUCCAUGAGGAUCAUUUGCUCUUUCGAAUGCAUGAGAAAGAGUUGGACAUGAAAAUCAAAAUGAUAGAAGCUAAAUGUCAUGAGGAAAAGCUUAACCUUCAGCAGAAGCAUGAUGCUGACGUUCAGAAGAUUUUAGAAAGAAAGAACAGUGAAAUAGAUGAAUUGAAAACUUUAUACAAAAAGAAACAAAAUGAAUCAGAGGAGACUAUUAGAAAACUUGAAAAGAAAGUUCAGACCCUUGUACGUGACUGUCAGGUUAUCAGAGAGACUAAAGAAAACCAAAUUACAGAGCUGAAAAAGCUAUGUGAGCAAAGUACAGAGUUUUUGAAUAACGACUGGGGGAAAAAGCUCCACGGCGCCGUGGCGGACAUGGAGAAAGAGAAGCUGGAGCUGCAGCGGCGGCACACGGAGGGCAUCCAGGCGCUGCUGGAGGACACCAACGCCCGGCUCAGCAGGAUGGAGGGCGAGUACCUGGCGCAGACCCAGUGCACAAACCAGAUGGUCAAAGAGCUGGAGUCCCGUGUCCAGCAGCUGACUGGAGAAGCAGAGAACAGUAAUUUACAGAAGCAGAAAUUAAUGCAAGAAAAAUUGGAACUUGAGAGAUGUUACCAGAUAACAUGUAGUGAGUUACAAGAAGUAAAGGCAAGGCGCAAUACACUGCAUAAAGAGAAAGAUCAUCUCAUAAAUGAUUAUGAGCAAAACCUGAAACUAUUACAAACCAAGUAUGAUACUGAUGUAAACCUUCUGAAAAAGGAACACACACUUUCAGCUUCUAAGGCAUCUGGUACGAUUAAAGAAUUGGAACAGAACAUCUGUCAGUUAAAACAGCAGUUACAGGAAUCAGAGCUUCAAAGAAAGCAGCAGCUGAAGGAUCAAGAAAAUAAGUUUCAAAUGGAGAAAAGUCAUUUAAAACGCACCUAUGAAAAAAAGGUUCAUGACUUGCAGAGUGAACUUGAUAAAGAAAAACACGACACUCAAAAGAAAAUGCAUACGUUUGAGGAAGUUUUAAAGGAGAGGGAGGAGCAGCUGGCGCGCGUGGCCGAGGCGCAGCGGGCGCAGGCCCAGCAGGCGGACGCCGCCCUGGAGGACUUCAGGAGGCAGGUGGAGCUCAACUCGGAGAAGGUCUACGCCGAGAUGAAAGCGCAGAUGGAAAAAGUGGAAGCAGAUCUAACUAGAUCUAAGUCUCUUCGCGAGAAACAGUCAAAGGAGUUUUUGUGGCAGAUGGAGGAUGUGAAGCAGCGAUAUGAGCAGCAGAUAGUAGAGCUGAAGCUGGAGCACGAACAGGAGAAGACGCACCUAUUACAGCAGCACAACGCAGAGAAGGGGAGCCUAGUCCGGGACCAUGAACGGGAAAUUGAAAACCUGGAGAAACAGCUCCGCGCUGCCAAUAUGGAGCACGAAAAUCAAAUUCAAGAGUUCAGGAAGCGAGAUUCACAGGUGAUCGCUGACAUGGAGGCCCAGGUGCAUAAGCUGCGAGAAGAGCUGGUCAGCGUGAACGCGCAGCGCAAGCAGCAGCUGGUGGAGCUCGGGCAGCUCCGGGACGAGGAGAAGCAGAGGGCCGCCCGGGACCACGAGGCCGCGGUCAGCAAGCUCAAGGCCGAGUCCGAAAAGAUGAGGUCGGAGCUGAGGCGCACGCACGCGGCCGAGACGGAGCUGACGCUGGAAAAGGCCAACGGCAGGCUGAAGCAGAUUGAGAAGGAGUACGCCCAGAAGCUUGCCAAGUCUUCGAAGACCAUCGCCGAGCUCCAGGCGGCCGUUUCCUCCCUGCGAGAGGAGAGCAGCCGGCAGCAGCUCGCUGCAGAGAGGCGGCUGCAGGACGUCACCCAGAAGUUCGAAGAUGAGAAGCAUCAGCUGAUUAGAGACAAUGAGCGAGCAGUCAAGGCCCUGCGGGACGAGCUGGAAAACCGCGCGAACCAAGUGCGGUGCGCCGAGAAGAAGCUGCAGCACAAGGAGCUGGAGGCGCAGGAGCAGAUGACUUACAUCCGACAAGAGUACGAAGCAAAAUUCAAAGGGCUGAUGCCAGUAUCCCUAAGACAGGAACUCGAAGAUACCAUUUCCUCCCUGAAGUCACAGGUUAACUUCCUGCAGAAGAGAGCGUCCAUCCUUCAGGAAGAGCUGACCACAUACCAAGGCAGAAGGUAACUGUGAGGACUUCCCGGAGUAACACAGAGCAUAGAUGGAUCAUGUCUGGGCUGUACUGUGGACGUCUAGCAGGUUUGAAGAGUUGGAUAGUUUAACGUAAACUGUUGAGAUCAGUGGCAUUUUUUAAUAGUUAAAUGUAAUUAAGACCAUAAAAACAUGCAUCACUCAUACACUGGUGGGGUGGUUUUAUUUGUGUCUGCCUAAGUUAUUUUUUAGCAUUCCUUUAUUUUUGAUUUCCAUAUUGGUGUGUGAGUGUGUACCGAGAAUUGCUUAUAUCGCGAAACGGAAUGAUUUCCUAUCUGUUGCUUUUGCAUAGAAUUUUACCAGUUGCGUAUGAUCAAAAUCACGUUUUGUAGUAUCAUAUCAAACUUUUAACGUGUUUCUAUUGUUUUCCUGUUCAUAUUCAUAUUUUAUUAAAGAUUGUGUUGUACUUGUCAAUUUUA